Argiope bruennichi is the source of this 1004-nucleotide messenger RNA. RefSeq lists its product as uncharacterized. NCBI's taxonomy places the organism in Eukaryota, Metazoa, Arthropoda, Arachnida, Araneae, Araneidae. The transcript has 3 exons. The record is from RefSeq and is a predicted model, not a curated record. The coding region runs from base 86 to 763 and encodes 225 amino acids.
AAGAAAUCAAUGGAGUUAAUUGCAUUUCAGAGUCAGUUAAAAACAGGUUAUAUUGCAUUCUUUCAGAACUUCAAUAUCUGCUUGAAUGAUGAGUAUGUCUGCUGGAAUAUUUGAAAAUAAGAAAGAUUUCCUUGGUAUGAAAGCUCUCUUGUUUGCCUUUUUGCUAAUCAGUUUCGUUUCACAAAACGGCUCCACUAUAUUAGCGGCAAAAGGAUAUAUUGCAUCUACAUCGCCUAUAAGACGCUUUCUUGUUUCUUCUGGUUUCGGCAACUUGGUGAGAGAUAGUGGUACCUCGCUUUAUGAUGCAAGUGGCUUCAGAUUCAUAAGCGACCAGGGGACAAAUGUCAGAAAAGCGACUAUGAAGAAUUACACUCUGGUUGAGGUUGAGUCGGAUGGAUCUUUCAUGGAAAGAAAGGGUGAAAAUUUGGCCUUCAGCAAAGGAAUGUUGGACGAAAGGCGUAUCAACUCGGAGCGUUUAUUUGGCGUUUUGAAUAAAAUGGAUAAGAACACGUGCAUUUCUAAGUUGCUGUGUGAAAUUGGUGCCAAUCCAGCAUCCUUCGGAGCUGUAGGAUUCAAGAUUAAUACUUAUAUUACAUCUGUGCCUCCGGUGACAUGGAACAGUGCAACUUUUCCAUACAUAGAAGCAUUUCAAGCAGGUUCUACUGAAGGAGUUAACGUAUGCCGACAUUACUCGGACUGUAUUUACGAUCUUCAUCGGAUUGUGUAUUUUCUAUGGAGUAUUAUUAAUCCUAUUCAUGUUUGAGUGCUGCUCUAUGACGAUUUCUUGUAUUCCAUUUUGGCUUCGAGGAAGAAACUGCCUACAAUUUUUGGGCACUAAACAAACUUUACUUUUAAAGUAGCUAUGUAAAAUAAAGAAUUUUUUAACCUUAAUGUGCUGUAUGUACUGAAAUUAUCUUGAAUAUUUUGUAGGUUUUAUAUUAAUGUAUGAUCUUGAUAUUGUAAACUGAACUAAGUUUGUGAAUAAACCAAGGCUUCUCGUGCAA